ACUUGCAGUCUGCUAAUCAACAACAACCGGCGAUCAAUGCACACGCAGCGUUGUCUUGCAUUUCGUCAAGUGCUCGAACAAUCCAAAAUCCUCGAUCUUCAAUAUCACCUUCACUAUCACCAUCAAGCCCUGAAAACGUGCCAUUCUCUUCGGUGUCAACAAGCUCCCGAAAUACCCCAUCACCUCAAACAUGUAUUCCGUCGAGAAAUUCUGCAUUGCUUCCAGCACAUAGUAGCUCAACACAGCCUAGUUCUCACAAUGUCACUAUUCCCGCGACAUCUCCACAAUCUAUUGUGCUUCCUGAGUUCUUAUCUGACUUUGAAGGGCCAACAAAUUAUACAGAGGCGUCUUCACAAGAAAACAUUUCGACACCUAAAAGAAGAUCAGAGAAUAUACAACAACAGAAUGAUUCUUUUGACGGAUGGAUUAACAAGAAAAAACGCACUGACAAUAUUGAAACAAAUUUUUUGAAAGUAUCGUCGGAAUUAAGUUCAUAUCUCAAAACAAAAAACAUGCAACAAUAUAAUACAACAUCAAAUGCAAGCGAUGUGGAAUCAUUUGGAAAAUGGAUUUCUUGUGAAUUGGGAAAAUUGCCUGAAAUGGAUAAAAAACAAAAAAUGGAAAAAAUUACACAUAUUAUAUUCAGUUAAUAAGUUUAUGUACGUAUUAUGAGAUUUAUGAGUUAAUAAAACAAAUUAUAUUUAGUUAUUAAUAAGUUUUUAUGUACGUUGAUUAAGAUUUGGUUAGCAACCAGCAAACAUUUAAUAUUAUAUAAAAUAUAUAAUAUAUGAUAACAUAUGAUUAUAAAAAUGUAUACGUUUAUAUA
Messenger RNA from Temnothorax curvispinosus, 826 nucleotides. RefSeq lists its product as uncharacterized. The record is from RefSeq and is a predicted model, not a curated record. NCBI's taxonomy places the organism in Eukaryota, Metazoa, Arthropoda, Insecta, Hymenoptera, Formicidae. The transcript has 2 exons. The coding region runs from base 37 to 471 and encodes 144 amino acids.